AAUGGAAUGGAUUUACAAUUUACAAAUAUUUCAUUAUUGAGCGAUAUUUGUUUUCAGUCUGAAUCGAUAUCCGUAGGAGUGUAAGCAAAUAAUAGAAGUCAGCGAUGUGGUCAGACGAAUCUUUUAUGAAUGAACGCGACAUGCGGCAUUUUUCGGAAGCGAAUGUGAAAGCGCACGUGGCGAUGUUGCUGCGUUCCCGCGCCUGUCAUCUAUCAUACGUGCGGUGACAUCGAUGUCGCGUAUUUUUUUUGAAUUCCUAGAUAAAUUAAAUGAUGCUGACAUGCUCGAAAAGGUGCCUCCAAUUGACAUUGGCGAUACUCAAGCCGCAUGUCGUGAAAUCCCCGUUUGCUCUUCAGAAAAUUCGCGAUUUAAUAAUCGACAAUAAUUUCAAAAUUGUCAGAUCGCGCAGGAUGACAAUAUCUCGCGAGGAAGCCGAACUGUUUUAUAAGGAGCACAGGAACAAGUUUUUUUAUAAUCGUCUCUUGACUUUCAUGUGUAGCGGUCCAUCUGACAUUCACAUUCUGGCAGCUCAUGACGCUAUCACUAAGUGGAGACAGUUGAUGGGCCCUACCAAGGUUUAUCAAGCACAAUACAGUGCACAGGAUACUAUAAGAGGAAUGUUUGGACUAUCGGAUACUAGAAAUGCUACGCAUGGAUCUGAUUCCAUAGAAUCUGCCAAAAAGGAGAUAGCGAUAUUCUUUAAAGAUUUUAACAUGAAGAAAUGGUAUGACAAUGAGGAAAUGCUUUAUAACUUAGGAAGACUGCAUUUUGAUCCAAUAUCAUUUGUACACACCAUUGACAAGAGUUAUGUUCAGAAUGAGCAGGUUAUAAAAUGAUCGUGUACAUCAUUAAUUUAUUAAAUAAAAUAUUGUAUUUUUAAUAAUAA
Messenger RNA from Pogonomyrmex barbatus (red harvester ant), 886 nucleotides. RefSeq names its product nucleoside diphosphate kinase 6, mitochondrial. The record is from RefSeq and is a predicted model, not a curated record. Lineage: Eukaryota; Metazoa; Arthropoda; Insecta; Hymenoptera; Formicidae. Gene Ontology annotation, molecular function: nucleoside diphosphate kinase activity. Gene Ontology annotation, biological process: GTP biosynthetic process; UTP biosynthetic process; CTP biosynthetic process.